GGCAAACUGGGGUCAGGCGGCUCUGCCACGUCCGUCUUGCACCCCCGUCUUGCGUCCCCGUCUUGCGUCCCUCAUCCUGCUCGCACCCAUCUUAACUCUAACGGCACCGGCACCAGCACUAGCACCAUGUUUAGGUGGUUCGAAACCAAGCCCUCUGGCCCGAUUUAUGACUUGCUCGCUACGGCCACCGACUCUCGCAAUGCUGAAGUCGACUGGGUCCCGGCCUACGCGGUGCUCGAGCAAGUUCAAGAGAGUCCUGAAGGACCCAGCUUGGCUGCCAAAGCCAUCCGCUUCCUCUUGUUCUCGUCGGACCCAGUGGUGGCAAGCAACACCAUCGAUGUCCUCAACAUGUUCAUGACAAACGGGCCACAGCAGCUCAAGCUUGAGUAUAUCAAGCCCGACUUUCAGAAGAAUUACAGCCGAUUCAUCGACCGACAGGCCUCCAACAGAGAAAAUAUCUUCAAGCUGCUCUUCUACAUCGGCUCUUGGCUCGACAAGCUCGAGGAUCCCUUGAUGUCCGAGGAGCUUGGCCAGUACUGCAGCAGCCUUGCGAGCAAAGGAAUUCGCAUCCCAAGAUCGGCCCAGGAGACGGUGUUUGUCACCGAGGGCACUAGCAACAUCCCCGAUCGAUCUAGUUCUAUCCAAGUCGAUCCGGCUCGUGUCGACCACGAUGUCGAAACGACCAUGAGCCAAAUCCAGGUUUUUGACGAGGCCCUCAACUUUGCGGAUCCCGACCAAGAUCUCUCAACCAACGAGGUUAUACAGGAGUUCUACGCGCAAUUGGUCAAGUCCCGCGAUGAUAUUGCGAACGUGAUUCCGAGAAUCAUGGAUGACACGAUUGUCGCCAAGCUUAUCGGCGCCAAUGAGGCGAUCGCUGGUGCCAUCAACCGGUAUCAGAAUGCUCUGGACCAGCGCAACGUGGAAAAAAUGAAGAAGAUCUCGGAGCGGGAAUACGAGGCCGAGGCGAUUCAGAAGCAGAAUGAGAUGCGAGAGCUGGAACAAGUCUUUGCGCUCGAUGCUAGCGCUGCCCAAGGCAGCCAAGGAGUUGGAAGCUCGGGUCUAGGAAGCCUCGGCAUCGACUUUGGGGCUGGCUCGCUCGGCUUUUCGAGUGCAAGCGAAAACGCUGUCGGUAGCUCGGCUUCCAGCCAGAUCAGCCCUUUCGACUCAUCGUACGUCUCGGUCACGAAGGAACAGGCCACGGGCACCCCAAGCGGCUUGGGGAGCAGUUCAUCGCCGAACACGCGCGACCAGCGGGUGAUUGCCGAGGAGUUUGACCUCGUCGAAGAAUUCGAGGGUCCGCCGGUGGUAUCCGAGAAAAUGCUGGGCAAACGACGUGCCGAGUGAGACCAGCAGCGAUACGAUCGAUCCAAGCCCGCGCCGAUAAUGCCCGCUUCAUGACGAAAGGAGCGGGGAAUCCCGUCGCCAUUCUGGGUCGCAUGGCCAUUCUAUUUUUUUGAUUCGGCACUCAUAUUUUGUACAAAGCAAACAUGUUUUCCUUGGGCCGUCCUUCACGGAGACAUUCUCAGUCGUUCAGCGAGGCGCUGCUAUUUAUGCUGAGAGCUAUGUCGAUGUGCGAGUCACCAAGAGAAUCAAAGAAACCACACUCCCUGCAAGUAGUGGCAUUUGGAGAGGCCUUU
Messenger RNA from Polychytrium aggregatum, 1637 nucleotides. RefSeq lists its product as uncharacterized. Gene Ontology annotation, biological process: actin filament organization; actin cortical patch localization; endocytosis. The transcript is spliced from 14 exons. The record is from RefSeq and is a predicted model, not a curated record. Bases 127 to 1344 code for a protein of 405 amino acids. Gene Ontology annotation, cellular component: actin cortical patch. Gene Ontology annotation, molecular function: phosphatidylinositol binding; ubiquitin binding. Lineage: Eukaryota; Fungi; Chytridiomycota; Chytridiomycetes; Polychytriales.